CUGCCACCCGGCGGGCGGGUGGUGGUUUGCGGUGAGGGCGAUGGAGUGUGGACUGUCCGUCAAAGUCCGCGGGUAGCCCCGCCGAGACAGGAGAAUGUGACAGAGUGCGGAGCUUGCUGGCAUUGGAUACACUGUAGCCGGAUCCAGGUUUCAGAUAUCUUUUAAUCAGUGUGUUCACGAGUUAUGACACCACUGGAGCUAGUAGGAUUUGAACCCAGGCUUGGCCUAAUUCUGGUCCAGAUUUAGGACCAUUACCACUGCAACAGAAGAGUCCUUACUACUUAUUGAAUGAGGCCAUUAUUUCGUUGUGACAUGGAGAGUGCAGCUGGAGCUGGCAGGGCUGCAGAUGAUUUUGUAAGAUUGAAGAGAAACUCUCCAAUGCUAGAGGAAGAUGAUAAUGUUCCAAAGCUGCUGCUGACUCUACCUCCUCGUGAUCGACUGGAUUGGGAAGAGACAAUCAGUGCUAUGGCGAGGAGCGCUGACCUUCCUGAUCUCCCUGGAGAACUCCCUCUCCACCCGUGUGGAAGCACUGCCAGCAUGAAAGUCAAACAUGUUAAAAAGAUGGCAUUCAUGAAAGGUCAUUUCCCCAAACUGGCUGAAUGUGCCCAUUUCCAUUAUGAGAAUGUUGACUUUGGCAGCAUACAGCUGGCGCUGACAGAAGAGCAGAGUGAUACAAGCAAGAAUGGUGCUGACACCAAAGAACUUGUGUUCCUGGUUCAGAUCUCCUGUCAGGGCAGGAGUUGGAUUGUGAAGAGGAGUUAUGAAGAUUUCCGGGUGCUGGAUAAACAUCUCCAUCUCUGCAUUUACGACCGGCGUUUCUCCCAGCUUGCCGAGCUCCCACGAACGGACUGGCUGAAGGACAGUGCAGAGACAAUUACCCAGAUGCUAAUGGCAUAUUUAGCCCGACUCACUGUCAUAGCAGACAACAAGAUCAACUGUGGGCCUGCUCUCACCUGGAUGGAGAUAGAUAACAAAGGAAACCAUCUACUUGUGCAUGAAGAGUCCUCCAUCAACGUUCCUGCCAUUGCUGCUGCACAUGUGAUCAAGCGAUACAUUGCGCAGGCUGCGGAUGAAUUGUCCUUUGAAGUCGGAGAUAUAGUAUCUGUUAUCGAUAUGCCCCCUAAAGAAGAUACGACAUGGUGGAGGGGAAAGCAUGGGUUUCAGGUUGGAUUCUUUCCCAGCGAGUGUGUGGAGCUCAUUAAUGAUAAAGUUCCUCAUUCUGUGACGAGUGCAAUGCCAAAGCCAGUUUCAAAAAAGCACGGUAAACUCAUCACCUUCUUGCGCACCUUCAUGAAGUCACGGCCAACCAAACAAAAGCUGAAACAGCGAGGAAUCCUGAAGGAACGUGUGUUUGGCUGUGACCUGGGUGAACACCUGCUCAACUCUGGUCAUGAUGUCCCUCAGGUGCUCAAAAGCUGCACAGAGUUUAUUGAAAGGCAUGGAGUCGUGGAUGGCAUCUAUCGACUUUCAGGAAUUGCGUCUAAUAUUCAGAAGCUACGACAUGAAUUUGAUUCUGAGCAGAUUCCCGAGUUAACGAAGGAUCUUUACCUCCAGGACAUCCAUUGUGUUGGGUCUCUGUGUAAGCUGUACUUUAGAGAGCUACCAAAUCCACUGUUAACCUACCAGCUGUACGAGAAAUUCUCAGAUUCUGUAUCAGUAGCUUCAGAUGAGGAUCGCCUGAUUAAAGUUCACGAUGUCAUCCAGCAACUCCCUCCUCCUCAUUACAGGACCCUGGAGUUUCUGAUGAGACACUUAGCUCGAUUAGCGACCUUCAGUUACAUCACCAACAUGCAUACUAAGAACCUAGCUAUUGUUUGGGCUCCGAAUCUUCUGAGGUCCCGACAGAUUGAAUCAGCCUGUUUCAGUGGUACUGCUGCCUUUAUGGAGGUUCGGAUUCAGUCUGUCGUGGUGGAAUUUAUCCUGAAUCACGUGGACAUGCUGUUCAGCUCCAAAAUCAGCUCAGUAAUGCGAGAGGGAACAGGGCAUGCAUCUCUGUCUCGGCCUAAGUCCUUGCUGGUGUCGUCCCCUUCCACCAAACUCCUCACCCUGGAGGAGGCCCAGGCUCGAACACAGGUCCAGAUCAUCUCCCCUAUGAAUUCAGACAGCAAAUACAUCGAAGUGGGUGAUGGGCCUGCAGCAUUACAGGGCAGGUUCCACACGGUCAUCGACUUCCCUGUUGACAGGAAGAGGACAACAAACAAACCCAAAAAAUCACCUGUUGGUACAUGGCGCUCUUUCUUCAACCUGGGCAAGUCUUCCUCUAUAGCCAAGCGGAAGCUGCACCGUAACCCCAGUGAGCCAACCCAAAUGAAGUCCCUGGUUUUGACAGCAAGGGGUGAUUCAGGAACACUUCGGUCUGCUAAAAGUGAAGAAUCUCUCUCAUCUCUUCACAAUGUUGAAGGAGAAUCAAAGGUAUACAGACCUAGAAGACCUCGGUCUAGCAGUGAUGCUUUGUCUGUUUCCUUCAAUGCUGGCGGCCUUCCUGGUCUCAACCACUGUAACUCAUAUGACAACUUACCCAAUGAUGAGAGUGAAAUAGAAGAAGCCAUGCAUCAAGUGCCUGCACUCCUGUCUUCCAGAAUGGAGGAUCUAGAACUGAGUCCCCCCGAUAUGGGAGCAGCUAGUUUGGACUUUGACCCAAUGUCAUUUCAGUGUAGUCCGCCAAGGACAGAACAUGCAGGUCCUGACAGCAUUUCAUCUCAGGUGGAUUCUUCAGGCAGUGGCAAAGACAGGUCAAACAGCAGCAAGAGGGAAUCAGAUUUGGGUAGUGCCUGCCUUACCCCUGGUAGUGCUACUAGUUCUGAACCAGUCUGUCACUCCCCAGAUAAGCUGAUAAGUCCCUUCUUCUCUCCAGAUCUGAGCCCCACUGAUGAGAAACUUGCUAAACCAACUUCUUUCGCGGAAAAGGUAGUUCAUGCUUUCUCCCCAAAGAUUGGACGCAAGUCACCCAAGUCUCCUAUGUUUUCCAUUUCUGAACCUAUGACAAUUUCUGUACCGACACGAGUAUCUGAAAUGAUUGGCAGUAUGGCAACUGUUUCACUGGUUUCAUCUCCACCUCUCGCAGAUCCAGCAGGGAGUAGCAAUGUCAGCAAAUCACCUCCACAAAUGAUGUCAAUGCUGCUGAAAACCAGCGACAUGCAACUGUCUGAGGGUUGUCGUCAGGAGAUCCACACCAAGCUUUCUGCUGCAGUGUCAGAGGCCAAAGAGCAAAGUCUGGAUUGGCAUGAUCAGACCUAUCACUACAAGGCUGUACAGCCUACCUAUUCACAAGCAGGGUCAAAGUGGGAAAGCCCAAACUGGCAAGAACUGACCAAUCAAAACAAGACUACACCAUCUACCAGUUCACAAAUCGGAACUCCAAGUCAAAGCCCAGAAUGGCAUGAACUAACCGAUCAAAACAAGACUAUAUCACCCAGCAAUUUACAAGCAGGAAUAAAAGGGCAGAGUUUAGACUGGCAUGAACUGACCAAUCAAAAUAAGUCUACACCAUCUACCAAUUCUCAAAAAGGAAUAUCAGGGCAAAUCUCAGAUUGGCAUGAGCUAACCAAUCACAACAAGGCUGCAUCAUCUUCUGCCCAUUCACAACAGGAGGCAAAAGGACAAACCCCAGACUGGCAUGAAAUGACCAAUCAAAACAAGGCAACACCAUCCACCCAUUCACAGAUAGUGACUCCAGUGGAAUCCCCUCAGGAGGCUCCUCCGGUUAACUCAGUGCCUCUCCUUCCACCACCUCCACCUCCGAAGAGCGCUGCUCGCUUACUGGCAUUGGCUCUAGCUGAAAGCGCUCAGCAGGCCACUGCACAGUCUCAGAAGAAACCUCAGCCUGGACGGCAGGUCUCAGGGGAUCAUAACCUUCACAAUAUCCCUGUUACAGAGUCAUGUCCAGCAUCAGCUUCUUCAGCACCUUCUACAACAGCUAGCUAUCAGUUAAUUGUGCAGCCAGCUGUCGAACAACAGCCUGCCACAGGCCAAGUCCCUCCGAGUACUACAGUAGGGCCCACAGCUUCAGGUCAGGUUCGGGCAGCAGUUUCUGCAGGGAUUCCCUUGAAGCCAUCAGAGCCACGUGCUCCAGAGCAGCCAGGAUCUACUUUCAGCUCCGAUAAUAGCUGUGUCACCCGCCCUACUGCUGUUAUGGCCAUUCACAGUGGACAACAGGAGAAACCAAGAGACAAUGUCCAAGCACCAGCUGUUAAACCAAGGGCUGACUCUGUGCCUCUGGACUGUAGUGCUUACAGUAACACUCCAUCAGUGCCGCUUGUCCGAUCAAUAGAAAAUCGCGUGCCUCCUAGUCAUUCCAUGUCUGAUACCAUUAAUGCCUCCAAUUUCCAUUCAUUCCUAGCUUCAACAACCAUACCAUCAUCUAUUGAGGAUGCUUUACCCCCAGCACCACCUCCUAAACCACCUUUUCUAUGCCAGCCACAUUCCUAUCAUUCCAAGACGGAAAACCUGCCAGAUCUAGACAAACAUUUCCAACAGAAGAAUGCUCAUUCAGUGCAGCCUCUAGUCUACCAGUGCCGGGCUGACAGUGUCCCUCAGCACUUGUCCUGCCAGUCUAGAUUGGAGAGCACACCCCAGCAUCUAUUGUAUGGUACACGCCCUGACAACAUUCCCUCAGCCACAUCUCGAUUCAACAGCUUUUCAAGCCAGCCAAAAGCAGUCUCUGUUCACCAUUCCAAGCCACGACUUUCACGGUCAGACCAUGUGCCCGUUGGGAAUCCUGCCGUGCGGGCAUUUGUGUGCCCACAUUCCCAAUUUGAGGAACCAGUAUAUCCCACAAUAAGACGGGUUCAUUCUCUACAUGUGCCUCCAUCUUCAGUAAGAUCUGUUCCUGUUUCAAGAACUGAGGUGCCUCCAGCCGAUGAACUCUUCUACUAUCAGAGACCCAUCUAUCAGUAUAAGCCAUGCCACCCACCACCACUUCAAUCAGAUUAUCAUGUUACUCAGCUGCAGCCAUAUUUCGAAAAUGGCCGAGUUCAGUACAGGUACAGCCCUUACUCCACUUCUGGGCAUAACCUACAUGGAGCUGAUGGUGUGAUUUAUGAUUUUGCAGAUCCCUAUGGUUCGAUAAGACUGAGACAGUACCAUUCUUUUACCAGCCGGGAUCUCCCACCUUAUGCUGGCAGAUUCCAGGGUAGAGUUUUUCCAUAUCCCAAUGCACCUCCCUACCCACGCGGUGGUGCUAAUGCCAAUGCAAUGAGUAGAGAGCACAGUUUUGUAAGUCGUGAUGUGCCUCCGUCUCCAGAUGUGAAACUGGCCCAUGUGAUAUGGGAUCCAGAGGAGGUGGAGAAAUCCCGCUUCCAGUCCAUUCGACGUGAAAUCCGCAGCCGGCAAAAGAACAAAGGCUUAGUGAUGUCACAGUAUGACAACGUGACUCCUGUCUUACAGGAAGAAUUUAGUGGUCUAGAGAUCCUACAUUCCAGAAGUAAGUCUGAUCCUGGGAAAACUGGUGCGCUGGCAAGUGAGGGAAAAGAAAGGUGGUAUCCUGCCACCUCAAAGACUCCAGACCCUGACCCACCGUACAGCUAUCAGCAGCCAGAGUGUGAACUAGACAGUGGGGCAUAUAUCAAGCCAUUAGCUCUCCAUCAUGGACCUUUUGGAAAUGAACAGCUUGAGAAGCUAGUACCACCUCAGAAACAGAACACCAGUAGGACCAGGAGGCCACAUGAAUCUGCCUGCGAUCUGUCACGGUACGAUUCAUCUCACAGGCCUUCUGCAGAGUUGAAAGGGGGACAGAUGUACAGUGCACAUAGUGCAGUUCCAGCAGGAUAUGGGCUGAAGCAUCGGCCUGACCACACAGAAUCACGUACAUAUCCAUCUGCGACUAGUAAAUACAUGCUUCCUUCUCAUGAGCCUUUACGGAGUUAUGAAGAUUCCUUCCGGGCAGUAAGUGAAAGGCCGGAAUUUGAAAGACCCAAAUUGAGGGGGACUGGUGGGGACCAUUCUUCUCGAGACUACUACAGCGAGGACGAAGAGGAUCCUGGCAGGCCACUGGUAUCCAGCCAACCUGAGAGAAGUUACAGCACCAGGUUCCAGCCACACCCAGAGCCCUUGGUUAGGGAACAAUCUCUCUCAUACCCAUACCCUUGUUUAGGCUACUCCAGCAGUAAGCGACACAGUACAUUGACAGUGAUGUCUCAGUAUGAUAAUUUGGAUGACUAUCACACUCUGUCGCAGCAGCAGAGGGGAGGCGUAGGAGGAGGUGCCCCAUUUGUACCCCUGGGUUUCAGUCAUCCUCAAGGGAGGACAUUUAGCACGGCUUUAGGCCAGGGAAGCUUUAUAACAGCAGAGUUGGCAUUGCAGAGGUCUGAAGCAGAGGUACAUGUGGAAUGAGCAAAAAUUUUACUUGUGCAGUCUCUGCUGGGCAGUAGACUGUUUUAUUUUUUAAAAAGAGAUAACCAGAGUACUGUUUUUAAACACAAAAUAUGACAAAUAUUGGAUCUUUUGUGUUGUGUAAUUAGAGUACAUGUAUGAAACGUGAGACUGCAUUUGUGCCCCUGGUGAAUGACUCUCAGCUCAGUGUUAAUAAUUAUCAGAAUACAGCCUGACAGCUCAGUAGUUAAGGGAAUGAUCUUCUUUGUUUGUUUCUAGUGAGAAAAAUGAUUUGGAUCAGUGAAGCUGCUGAGGAGAGUUUGUUACCUCUCUGCCCCUAUCAAAAACCCCUUUCCUAUUCCCACUCAUCCUCUCCUCCUGCAUGUUUUCUCUCCUCUUUUCUUCCACACCACUACCCCAACCUCACCCUGAACCACCACAAUUGCAGGGCUGGCUCUGCAUUUAUCAACUUUGUGCUUCCUCAUUUCUUCCCCAGCUUUCCGGACAAAAUACAUCUCCAUAAGUCCCAAACCCAGUUGCCCAGUUACAGGUCUGGCUGUACUUAAUUGAAGACAUCCUAUCCCCAGCCAGAGUUAGCAGUGUAAUACUUACUGUUCCGAUCAAUUUGUAUUUACCUCAGUAACACACUGUCUGACAGAGUUAUUGUCCCACUAUUUUCAAGCCCUGUGCUUGAGUCUUGUAACUUCGGGCGUAGUGGGAAAUGUGAUUAGUUGAGAAGAGCAACAAAAAAUGGCAGCUAGAUGUUAGAGUGACAACAUCCAACUCCCAACAGUAAGCUGAGUGCCAGCCAUAUCUAACAGCUAUUGGGGGCUUGACAGGUCGUGAAUUCAGCUGAUAUUAAAUAUAUCUACUUUAUCUUCACUAUGCUUCUAUGUAGAUACUAACUAACUGUUCUGGGGUUGAAAGUAAAUAAGACUUCAGUGUCAGACUGCACCAUCUAAUUGAAUACAUCAAAGCUUUAUCACUUUCAUUACUAGUUUGAAUCCAGUAUUUAAAUUGCACGUAACUACAUGAUUCCCUUGUGAAGGAAUACUUUCCAUGUUGCUGUGCUCUGGCUGGGAUUGUGCUAUCAUUGUGAUAUGAAUAGAAGCAACAAAGCCUUUCCCCUGCUACCAGAUGAGCAAUGCCGUUCUAUGCACUUGGCCCAUGUGUGUGAGGAGCUCCUGAGCACGAGGAGGCUGGUGCUUCAUGUGAGCUGAUAAUGUGGCCUGAAAUCUAUCUGUUUCGAAUUUGAGCCAUUGUCACCUCCCUUGCCCUGCUUGGACUGCCCUGUCUUGCAACAUUUAAAACUGUUUCAGACUACAUAUUAAUGUUUGUGCACAGUUUGCAGGGAAGGCAGUAACACUGUGAAUUACUCAAACAGACCUCGUGUUUCCAAGUCACGUGUAGAUUUGUUUAUAUUGUUCCUAUAAUUUACAGAAUGACAUUCAGUAAAUUAUUUAACUUGAAAAAGAAUAUUAAAACUGUGAUUAUUUUUGUAGCAAUGCUCAUCCUGUGCACAAAUAUUAUGGGACAAAUAUUAUUGAAUUAUUGUACGAGUCAGUAAUGACCUCUGGGAGCAACUAACCUUAACUUUGCCCCGCAGUGGCAUUGUUCAUGUUGAUUUAUCCCACCGUUCGCUCUCAGAAUUUAAAACUGGUCAAUCUCUAACAAGAUCUUCUACAAUGAAAACUGAGCCACAUAACUGGACAUCUCUUAUUUCCAUUUUGUUAAUGAUCCCUGGAACCUGAAAUUAUCUCCGUCCACAUCAACUUGUAAUACACAGAUUGUAGGUAGCACUUGUCAUAGAUGUUAUAAUCUGCUAUAGCUCAGGGCUGUUAAAAAGCAGGAUCCCUUGAUCUGUAGAUCUUCAAGUAGGAUUCAGAUAUUGAGAUUGAACUUCACAACAUUUUCCUCAGGCAUUUAAACAGGGAGUCCUGAUAUUUUUAGAAAUUGCACAACAAUGUGAGGGACGUGAGUUUACAGACAGGUUAUUAUAUCUUUGAAGAUAAGAACAGAAAAAGCAGGAAAUAUUCAGUGGGUCAGACAGCAUCUGUAGAGAGAAAAACAAACACUAAUGACUUAGGUGAAAGAACUUUUUAUCAGAGCUGGAAGAUGUUUGAGGUUUAUACUUUUUUUUAAAGAAAGUACAGAGGUGGGAAAGAGAUCAGGAAAGAAAACAAAAGGAAAGUUUGAUUGGGUAGAGGACUGAAGAGAUUAAAUGAUCAUGGAGAGGAUACUUGAAGGCAAAAGGAAUUAACAAUGAGUCAAGUGUAGAAACAAAACGUUGAUCCAGAAGGAAGUAUAACAAAACAUGUCGGAAAUAUUCAGUAGGCCAGGCAUUUGUUGAGGGAGAAGCAAGAGUUAAUGUUUUAGCUGGUGAUCUUUCUGAAGGUACCAUAAGAUCUUCCUCUCUGCUAGGACUGACAACCUCCUUUACCAGCACCUAUCGUAUUGGUGAUGACUUUCUGGUAAAUCCGUAAUUAAAAAUAGAACAUCACUAUUAAUAGUGACAAAGUGAAGAAAUAGUGAUUUGACUGAACGGUUGACUGUUGGAAUGACUAUUGGAAUUUUGUGUCUUUAGAACAAUCUACAGGACGCAAGAUUCAGCUUGCACACUGUGCAGGACACAUUCUGAUGUUUGGAGAAAUGGAGCAGGCAGCGACGAAGCCAUUUUAUCCCCUAUUCUGUUGAAUAUGAUUUAGCACCAGGCAAUGACCAUCCUGCAGCAUUCCAAUUGUGUGUGGUGAGACCCAGUUAGACAUUCUAAAGUGUUUACAAUGGCUUGAAAUGACUAGGAAUAACAAUAAAUAGAGCUCAAAAUGAAAACCAACCUUAACAGCUGGAAAUAGUAAUUCUACUGGUCUCUGAAAGAGAGGUUAAUUUCAGGUAGCACAAUUGAUGUGAGAGAGUGGAUUUGAUGUAAAAGUUCAGCUGUGGCCUUAUUGAACGGUGGAGCACAUUCAAGCAGCCAUAUGGUUUUCUCCUGCCCCAUUUUCUUAGGAAACCAUCAUGCCAGACCUGAUGUACAUUUCAAGCUUUUUCUGUUUCAUCUCAGAUGAGCAGCAUUCUUGGUGUCUAUUUGCUAGGAAAGAAA
Molecule: messenger RNA, 9406 nt
Organism: Stegostoma tigrinum
Lineage: Eukaryota; Metazoa; Chordata; Chondrichthyes; Orectolobiformes; Stegostomatidae
Product: rho GTPase-activating protein 32-like
Exons: 25
Coding region: 289-6330 (2013 amino acids)
Biological process (GO): small GTPase-mediated signal transduction
Cellular component (GO): nucleoplasm; fibrillar center; actin cytoskeleton
Molecular function (GO): GTPase activator activity; phosphatidylinositol binding; protein binding
Source: RefSeq, a predicted model, not a curated record